Molecule: messenger RNA, 1260 nt
Organism: Thecamonas trahens ATCC 50062
Lineage: Eukaryota; Apusomonadida; Apusomonadidae
Exons: 3
Coding region: 52-477 (141 amino acids)
Source: RefSeq, a predicted model, not a curated record
CGAGUCUGAGUGUACAGAGCGGAUUGAGGGUGUGGGUGAGGUGGGUGUAGGAUGGGAGAGUAUUUGGCGGAGCAUGGCAUCGAUGUCUUUCUCAACGAUGCGCUGACGUUGGCCGCAGAGGUCCUGCCGGAGAAGCCUGCUGCGUUUCUGGCGGCGUACUUUGAUGCCGUAGACUCUGGAACGCAUGUGCUGGGGCGGUCGAUGGAGUUUAUCACGGCGUGUGCCUACAAUGCAAUGUCCGCCGGGAGUGCGUGGCGUGAGGCGUAUGCAGGGCUGGACGCGAGCAUGCUUCUCUCGGGCGGAGACGCCUUUGAGCUCACGGUCCGCCUGUUUCCGGAUCUGCCGCAGGAGGUGGUCGAGGCAGCGAUGGCUCGAUCAGAUCGUGAGGUCGAAGCUGGAGUGACUGUCGCCAGCUUUGCACAGCUGUUGGCAGCCGAGCUCAAUAGCCGCGUGGCGCAUCGCUUGCCUCCUCGGUAAGUGCGGCCCCAAGAUUGUCGAGGAAGGUGUGGAAGCCCUCGACGGUCGACUCGAGCAGAUCCAUCAUUUGCUCGCGGUUAGCGAGAAGUGAUGCAUCAGCAGAAGCAAGCGAUGAGCGGAUUGAGUGCAGGUAUGGCGACGACGCCGACGACUGGCCAGACGGUCGAUGGCGCGGCAAGCCGCCGGUUGCCGCCAGACUCCGAACCAACAGCUGUGUCUGCUCGAGCUGAGCACGCUCGGCGGCACGCUCGCGAUCCUGGUCGUCAAGCCGCUGGUGGAGCGAGGUGACGAGAGCCUUGACCCGCUUGCGCUCGGCGCGGGCCUCAGUGGCGCGGGCACGGGCUGCGGCCGACGAGCGAGGGCGUGCGGCGCGGCGCGGCGAAGUCGGCGGUGACCGUGCCGGUGCCGGUGAGGACUCGUAGAAGAGCGCCUCGACGACAGGAUCACGCUGGCGAGUGGGCGAGGCAUCAAAGUGCGGGCGGCUGGAUGCAGGCGGCCCAGCGAGCGCGCGCUGCAGGCGGGCUUCGGCACGUGUGGCGUUGUCGACAAGCGUGGCCGCUAGCGCAUCGACGGUGUGGCAAUCAAGGUCUGGUGCGUUGCCAUCGAGAGCAAGGUCAGCCAGGCACGUCGACGGCACGACCAAGUUGAAGGCGUCGACGCCGAUCUGGGUCACUCUGUUAUAGCGGAGGUCGAGGUGCUCGAACCACUGGUCGUCGCGGAGGCCAGCGGCGAGGGCGGCAGCACCGACGCCGGUCACCCGGUUAAACGCAAGUGUGAGCCUGA